Molecule: messenger RNA, 1294 nt
Organism: Pocillopora verrucosa
Lineage: Eukaryota; Metazoa; Cnidaria; Anthozoa; Scleractinia; Pocilloporidae
Source: RefSeq, a predicted model, not a curated record
CAGCGGGCAGUUAUUUGAAGAGGAACUCGCCAGAGGCGAAUUGUGUAGUUUCCAUCGUGUUCGAGUCUUUCUUUGUGGUUAUAUGUAAUUCUUGGCGCUUGAAAUGGCUCUAAGCGAUCAACUCAUGAACGGAAAGGAAUCAAAUACACAUCCGGUGGUUUACAUCUCGAGAAAAGAGACUUUUAGUGCGAGUCAUCGUUUACACAGUACGAAACUGAGCGACGAAGAGAAUCGACGAAUAUUUGGGAAGUGCAAUAACAAGAACGGACACGGGCAUAAUUAUACUGUGAAGGUUACAGUUUGUGGACCAGUGGACCCCCUAACUGGCAUGGUCAUGAACUUGACGGACUUAAAAACGCACAUGGGUAGCGUUUUGGAACCUUUGGAUCAUAAAAAUCUUGACUUGGACGUACCAUACUUCAGCGAUGUGUGUUCAACAGCAGAGAAUAUUGCUGUGUACAUUUGGAAGUGCUUAUCAAAACGUCUGCCCGAGGGAAUUUUGUUUGAAGUGAAAAUCGACGAAACUGGCAAGAAUUCUGCUCGUUACAGGGGUGAAAUGAGCGCUAAUCUCCCGUUUGACGUAUUGUAAGCACAAGGAAGAUUGUCAGCAUUAACAGUAGUAUAAUUAGAAUCGUCAUUGUUGUUGAUUUUUUUUCAUGGUAUUCAGAACUAAAUACUAUCUGAAAACUGCGUCAGCAACAUCCGAUUUUACAACUUUUUCAUACAGGAUACUUCUACCUUCUAUGUCAAUAGAUAUCACGGCGAUUCAGUUAAAACAUUUCACUUUCGUUUUGUUGAAAGUUUUUAAAAGAGCUUAGAUAUUUACAUCAACAGUUGAUUGGGGUGUUAUUUUGAGAUCAUGGAAACAUGCUGGUGACAAUUCAGAUGUUUACGUGUUAUCUUAUGUAAAUGCCAAAAAAGUCCACUAUUACUCAGAAAUAAGAUGAACUGCUAAAGCAAAAAUGGGAUUGAAAGUUCACUUACAUAACUUUGAUAUAAAAUAUAGAGGAAAAUCUAAUUUAUACCAUCUGUGAUGAGCUUUAUGAAGUGAUAAUUUUUUCUUGGGUAGGAAAUUUUUAAAAAUGCACACUUUUCUUUUGAUGCACUAAUCCCUCUAAAUGAGAGAAAUCUCAAAUAUAUCUGAUAUGACUUGAGAUUUUCAGUUAGUGCCAUUUUUACCAUGUGCAUGUACCAAUUAUUUAUUUAUUUGUUUAUUUAUUUAUUAACUUUGCCUUACAACAACAAUCAAAAUAAGUAGAUUAAAAAAAAAAAAACAAAAAAAAACCAGAGAAAA